UAUGUUAUUAGUAUGACUAGGUUCAGAACAGUAUAGGUAUGCGGAAUGAGAUUUCAGUAGAUGGCACGAACGAUUUAAUAAAGAGCAGAAAUGGAAUGAGGAUACCAAAUUGGUUCUCGAUUGGGAUUUUUUGUCAAUAUUAAUUUAUACAUGUAUACAAAGAGAUGAUAGGCUGUAUGGAAGUAGUGAUACAUGUAUUACUUUGACUUCUUCUUGUAUGUGAAAGUCUGUGUUAUCAGAAAACUGUUUGGAGAAAUAUAUGUACAAAAUUUGGUGAAAGAAGUCAAGUCCGAAGGAUGUCUGGUAACAACUACAAACCCGUUACAACAAUGUAUGCAGAAACGGAAAUGAUACAUGAUGGGAAGACAACCCUCACCUAUUGAACGUAGAUUUUGCCGCAGGGUAAUCGCCUCUGAAUAAAAGGAACUGCAGUCAGUGAAAAUGACAGUCCCAGACGUUACUAACGUCAGCCAGGACCACAGGACCAAUAAAAGCCACGAACUUACAAUUCCGGAAGUAGAAACCCAACUUUCUGGAGGAGCAAGCGUGAUAUAUGGAGUUGAAGAUGUUCCUCCUUGGUACCUUUGUAUUCUGUUAGGAUUUCAGCAUUACCUAACGGCAUUUGGUUCAACAAUUUCAGUCCCACUGGUCUUGUGUCAGUCGUUCUGUAUGGACGAGGACAAAGUAGGUCUUAGUGAGCUGAUUAGCACGGUCUUCUUCGUGUCCGGUAUAUCUACAUUACUUCAGACUACAUUUGGAACAAGACUUCCGAUAAUUCAAGGGGCAACAUUUGCAUUUCUUACACCAACGUUUUCAAUCCUGGCUUUACCGAAGUGGACGUGUCCAUACAUAAAAGAAAGAGAAUUGGACCCUUAUCUUGAAAACAGUACGUUGCCUGAACCUGGGAGCCCUGAACACAGAGAAAUGUGGCAAUCUCGAAUUAGAGAGAUACAGGGAGCCAUUAUGGUAGCGUCUUUAUUUCAAGUAGUAAUUGGAUUUUCCGGCCUCAUGGGAUUCGUGCUGAAGUUCAUAGGACCGCUUGCCAUCACUCCAACCAUCACUUUGGUCGGUUUGGCACUGUUUAAGGAAGCGGCCGACAAAGCAGCGCAACAAUGGUAUAUUGCCCUGAUGACAAUGUGUUUGAUAGCGUUGUUUUCACAGUACAUGCGCAAUGUGAACAUUCCAUGCUUCGCUGCCGAAAAGGGGAAAGGAUGUAAAGUCGUAAAAACGCCAAUAUUUAGUUUAUUUCCUGUGCUUCUCGCUAUGAUUACCUCGUGGAUUAUCUGUGUGAUACUGACCGCCUCAGGGGCACUGACUGACAAGAAGGGGGACUGGGGUUAUAACGCUCGUACGGAUAUAAAAUCAGAUGUUUUAUACGAGUCAGACUGGUUUCGAUUUCCUUGGCCAGGUCAAUGGGGAAUGCCGACAGUGAGUACUGCGGCUGUAUUUGGUAUGUUGGCGGGAGUUCUGUCCUCUAUGAUAGAAUCUGUAGGGGAUUACUACGCAUGCGCUAGACUUGCAGGUGCGCCACCUCCUCCUGUUCAUGCAGUAAACAGAGGUAUCGGCAUAGAGGGUAUCGGAUGUAUACUGGCAGGUGCCUGGGGGUCAGGCAAUGGCACAACAUCAUACAGCGAAAACGUCGGUGCUAUAGGAAUCACGAAGGUUGGCAGCAGGAUUGUAGUUCAAGUUGGUGGAAUCAUAAUGAUUGUUUUGGGCUGCCUGGGGAAAUUCGGUGCCCUGUUUGUAACAAUUCCAGACCCCGUGGUUGGAGGCAUGUUCAUGAUAAUGUUUGGCAUGAUUACAGCAGUAGGACUGUCUAACCUUCAGUAUGUGAAUCUAAAUUCUUCCAGAAACAUUUUUAUUCUUGGAGUGUCUUUAUUCUUCGGACUAAGUUUUCCUAAGUGGGUCGCUAAUACUCCAAAUGCCAUCAGUACAGGCAGUGAAAUCGCAGACCAAAUUAUUUCUGUGCUGCUCGGUACCAGCAUGUUUGUGGGCGGAUUUGUUGGCUUUGUAUUGGACAACACUAUUCCAGGUACUGCGGAAGAGAGGGGAAUAGACAAGUGGCGAAAACACGAGCAUGAUGGUGAUGAAUCAGGAGCAGAUAAUUCUAUGCAUAUUUAUGAUCUCCCUUUGAUACAGAAGUAUUUGGACAGAGUCAGUGUUUUCCGUUAUGUGCCUUUCUGUCCGAGAUUUUCACUAAAGCGUAGAAAAAAUAAAAGGGAUGAAACUGAAGACCCUUUAGACAAUCAAAAGCCCACGUAUACCUCACGAAAUGAAGGAAAUGCAACACAUUUGUCUGUUAAUAGUGAGAAAUCUGACAAUACGUAUUUGUAGAUGUAAAUUUAGUUAAAACAUGCAGGGAUGAAUUCUGUUGCUCAAAAGAUGCAUUGUUCUAAAACGGGUGGUUUUCAUGCAGCUUCAAGGUUAAUUAUUUGCUCACAUUUGUUGGUAGACAUUUUAUAUGGGUCAACCCCGUUGAUAUCGAUACAUAGUAAAAUAAAGUUGAUCUUGACAGGCAGAAAAGGUGUACGUAUAAAUUAACAUUAUGAAGGAUGAAUAAUUUGCAACUGACAAGAUAUAAAUAUUCCUCAAGAUGAUCAAGAUGAUCUGUUGAACGAAAUGGAAUGGUAUUUCAACACGACCAGUUUGCAUAUUCGAAGGUGUCAUAUAGCUCUUCCUAUUGAAAUUAAUAACUUUUUGAAUAGCUUUUUAACUUUUCCAGACAAUACUUUCAUAUGUACAUCAUUUCAUGUAUGAGAGACAUGAAGUAUUAAAUUUGUUAUGUAAAUUUCUGCAAUUUGUUUGGAUCAUUUAUCAAAGUAUAUUGUAGCAUAUAUGAUUUUAGAUAAUGCAUUUGAGGAAUAGUGAAAGCUUUUCUACUCCAUCGAGUAUCGGCAUCUGUUAAAGCCGAAUAUCAGUAACCGUUACAUUUUUUGAACCUUCAUAAAUCCUUCCCAGUCACCAGAUCUAUUAAAAUACCAGUCAAAUUUAAAUAACUAUUGAUUAAUUUUUGGAUUUUUGGAAUAAAUGGCAUUUUUUCGUCUUAAAAAUUUGGUUUAAGUUUUGCGUGCGAAUAAUUGUCGAACUAAAUCCUGUGACUAAAGUAAACAUUUUCUGAAAGUCCUUACAUAGAGCUACUUGUGAAAAGUUUCUGGGAUAAAAUAUGUUAUUAACUUUUUUUCGAUAUUAGUGGCUGUAACUGUGUGUAAAUGUCAUUAUUACAUACUUGUUUUUAUUCCCCGUUAAGUUACAAUGGUAUCGGAAAAGUCAAUAUUUUUCCAUACACUGACAUCUGAAUUUCAUAUCGUGUACGAGACGUUAUUUAAUGUGUGUCGUUGCAUUAAUUCUUUUAUUUACUUCAGUAUUGUCAAUCUUAUUCAGGCUAUUGAACAAAUUCAUAAUAUUUACAUUACCUUUUUACGUGUAGAUACGGAUAGGGAAAUAUGCACUCGUUUUUAGCGGAAGAAUAUUGCGUUCCUAAAGUCGCGCAAUAUUUCCGCUGCAGAACUCGUGCAUAUUUCCCGAUACAAAACUAAUAACCUAUAAUUGAUGUCAUUCUGGGUAGGACUUAGCUUCGCUUGAUUCUAGCGGACGUUCAAGAGAACAAAAGAAAUAGAUUGAAGUUAAAAACUCAUAUCCUGUCGCUGUUAGAAUUUGUGACAAUUUUGCUCAACGUUUAGUGUUGCCUUAGGAAUAUAUCACUGAUUGGUUUGUAAAAACGAGUAAAGAAGCAUCCAAAACAGUUCAGUUUCUCUUGAAAAUCAUUACACAUACUCUAACCUUGUUGGCAGAAAUAAUAUUGUAACGAUAUUAAGCUUUGUAAUGCGGAUUAUCGGUCUGAUAGAGGAAACAGUUUGCACGCUAAUGCACUUUGUGGGUCAGUUCUUAAUAUGCACUUCAUAGAAUUAACAACCAAAUGUACAUCAUUUACGAGGUAUUUUUCUCAUUUAUUUCAUUUAAAUACUCCAUAUUGCAUAGCUCAGAAGCUACGUAGGAGGUAAAUGCAUAUUGUAUAGUAAACUUGAAUUAGUUUGAGUUUGUUUUAUGUUUGUUCACCUAUUGUAUUCAUGCUCUGUGUUCAUUGUAUUUUAGCCUGCUAUAUUUCUAAAAUGGACUGACCCUUCAUUCAAUUUGGGCAGUACUAAUUAUUAUUCAAAGGGGUGUUCAAUGAAAAUUUACUGACCUGAACAUUCAUAUCAUCUGAUUGAUAUAUAUAUAUGAAUAGAUAGAUUGUAGCAAUAUAUAAUUAUGUAGUACAUUUGUAAUUUGUUACAGUCGUGUUCACAUUAAAGUAUCUAAGAUGAA
Mercenaria mercenaria is the source of this 4305-nucleotide messenger RNA. RefSeq names its product solute carrier family 23 member 1-like. Gene Ontology annotation, cellular component: membrane. NCBI's taxonomy places the organism in Eukaryota, Metazoa, Mollusca, Bivalvia, Venerida, Veneridae. The record is from RefSeq and is a predicted model, not a curated record. Gene Ontology annotation, molecular function: transmembrane transporter activity. The coding region runs from base 442 to 2334 and encodes 630 amino acids. The transcript has 15 exons. Gene Ontology annotation, biological process: transmembrane transport.